AUGAGUACUAAAAAUAUUGAAGAUGCUAAAUGGAAGGGUCAAGAAAAAGAAGCUGCAGGAGCAGAUAUAAUAUUCAUUGAAAAUGAAAGAGCAUUUUCAGCAGAUAAAGAACCUAUUUGGAACUCUGUAGAAGUACACAAACUAUACACUGAUAAUGGUGGAUGUAAACUUAGCAGAUCAAAUUUGAUAAAAGCUCUACAAGAGCAAUUUCGUGAUCCAGUUGUGCUGUCUGCGCCAGGUUAUGCUCACAUCAUCACUUUUCCAAACAAAGCACCAUCAAUGUUGAGAUUAUGUCCUGAUGACGGUGAUGAUGAACCAAAUGCUGCUAUUUUUAAAGUGGCAAAACAAAUAAAAGGCAACUUUGAUACUGUGAUAUCUUCGCAAAAUAGAAAAAUGAGUACACAUUCACUAGCUGUUCUAGUUUCACAAACGAAACCAGAAAGUGAAAACUGUCGUAGUUCAAGCACUACUCAGUGUACCAUCAGAAGAUUGAAGAAGAAUAAUAUGCAACGUAACAUAGAUCAUGGAGACACCAAUAGCCCAGAAGAAGCAUCCUACGACAUUUAUCGUGAAGAGGUGAGACGAAGGCAUGACCUAAGAAAUACCCACGAAGAAGCAGAUACGAUUCUUGUACAGCAAGUUUUUCUAGCUGCUAAUGAUGGAGCCGAGCAGACAAUGCUCCAAAACUUAGCAAGUUACUUUUUAGGCGGCACUACGGGUACUAAUACCACCGAAACGGCUGGAGGGGUCACUGAUAACAGCGAUAACAGUAGCAAUAGGGUGGUGCUUCGUACGACUGACGAUGACGACGGAUGGACGAUGGUGGAUCGCGACUCGGAAGGCAACUCGGACGCUUACUCGUCCGACGAGGACGAGUUCAGCAACAGCGGACUGGAGCGAGUGCGACUCGAACGCACCAAUUCCACCGAUUCGAUCUAUCCGGGUGCACAGGCGCACGACAUGGAAGAGAGCUGGUUUGUUACUCCACCUCCGUGUUUCAGUUCACAAACAGGACCAGUUCAGCUCCGAACCUCACCUCUAGAGAACCUGCUGAUCGAACAUCCGUCGAUGAGCGUUUACCAGCGCAACGGAAGCCGUCAUCCCUUGUUGGGCUCCCCAACGCCUUCCGAAGGGCCCCAAGAAGAAGUUGAGGUCGAAGAGGAAAUCCUAGAAGCGGUUGUAGGGGCCGACAUGGUUGUUUAUCGUAUGCGCAAUGCCCCUCAUCGUUGCAAUGGGCCGUUGCAACUCAAUGAGAUGCAGAUGGUGAGGCAUCGUCAAGCUCAAAAGGUGCAAAUAAAAAAGAUGGGCCAACAAGCGGCACGCGGGUACCUGAACCGCGCCAACAAGGCUCGUGACGUAAACGGGCGCAACUGGAACCCGCGCCGCAAAGAACGCAGCCAGGGCGCCAACCGUUCUCACGCCAACAACAAUCGCAAAUGCUAAAUGGGGCGGUAUUUUGCGAUUAAUGAUCUCACACACACAAAAAAUUUAUUUCAUUGCAUACAAUUGAUUGAAAAUUUAACUAGUAUAGUAGGUUGUAGGUACCUAAUAGAGUUUAGAUUUAUUUCGUUCGGUUUAUAUCUACCUACAUGUCUAGAAAAAUAUAGAUUACAUAUAAGGAGUUUUCUAGAUAUUUUGUGUAAUAAUGGAUUUUUCCCUUUUUAAAAUGUUCAUUGUCUUUCUUAUCAGAAUAGCUUGAAAAUUCCAUUAAUAUAAAACUUUAGUCCGCAACGUUCAAAAUUAUUGUUGUCAGAAAAUCAGACUAUGUUAAGAAUUCACAAAAAAGUGUUGAUUCCCAAAAAAGUACCUGUUUAAAAAUAAGUCUCAAAAAUAAUGUCAACACUUACCAUCUACAAUUAUUGCAUUGAAAUGUAUUCUUAACUCAGUCAAAUUAGACAUUUUUUUUUUGCCUUUCUAAGGACUAUAAUAAAAAUUUCUAUGUAGGCUUAUAUCUAUUUUCAAAUCAUUACCAUUCGGAUUUUCCAAACUCCAGCUGAAAACCAAAUGUGAAUGAUUUUUCAUGGCCAGUUUCUUCGAAGAAACUGACCAUUUUUUGACGCGGGAAGAAAUAUAAAUUAAAAAUAAACGCCCGCUUAGGAUUUAGGCUAAUGACAAAAAAAAAUUAAAAAGCACCACAGAGUGUUCAUUAAACUAUAAAAAAAAAUUGUGCAUGCUUUCGAUUUUAUUAUAUUUAAUUGGUAUGUUCCAGUUAACUAUUUCUGGAACAGACCACCAGAAUGUUGCGGCAAUUUUAAUUUAUUUAUGUUUAUUUUGUUUAUUAUACCCUACGUUCCAAAUAUACGAGUUAUAUAGUUUUUUUUUCAAAUAAAUAAUUAAUUAUUUAAAUAUCCAAUUUAUUAUUGAAUCACAUUACGUAUUAUUUACCGGGCAUUGAUUUAAUAAUUAUUAUUAUUAUCGGUCAGUUUUAAGUCGUAAAUGUAAAUUAUUUAAAAAGUAAUGUGAUUAAUUUAUUUGUAAAUAUAGAUGACAAAAAAAAAAGUAUAAUAUAUUUUUUAUUAUUAUUAUUUUUGCAAAAUAUAUGUUUAUUAUAAAUUAUUAUUAAGCAGUUUCGUAUAAUUUUUUUCUCAUUUAUUUGAAAAUAUCUUUUUACUUUAUUAUUAUGUAUUACCUAUUUUUUGAAUCACGAAAUAAAAUUAAUAUGAUAGUUAAUGCCAUUUUUUUUUAUUCAAAAAUAUUAUUGGAACAAUCUGUGAUAAAAAUGUAAGAAACAUAUUUUUCUAACAAUAAAAAUUUAAAUAGAUGUUUUCAAAUAAAAUGAUUCAUAGAGUAUUAAAUUUGUUGCCUAUUUGUUCUCAAAAUUGAUUUAUUUAUUAUUUUAUUUAAAUGUUAAAAUAUAGUGGGCAACUAAAAGAAAUAGUGAUUUAGUGAUAUCUCUCAUAAUUUUAAUAUAAUUAUGUUAUUAAAAAAGUGACCAAGAAUUUAGAGUUUCUAGUUACUUUUUUAAUAAGCAACCAAAAAAAAAAAUUCACUCUAAUUAUUAGGAAUUAAAUUUGUAAUAAUCGGUGACAAUUUUUGUUUGUGAAAUUUAAGAUUCUUUUUGUGACUAAAUUUUGUAUUUAUAGAUUGGAAUUAUUUGGUUUGAUGGUAAAAAUAUGCCAAAAACUUCAAAAAAUUUCAAAAAUUGGGGAUACAUUUUUUAAGACCAUCUCAAACCAAAUAUUCUCCUUCUCAGACUCAAAAAAUAAAUAAAAUUGGACAACACUAAUAAACAACUAAAUAAGUGUUGCUAAAAUAUAAAAACACGUUUUUCUCAAUCACCAAUAAUAAUUAUUCUAGGCUUUAGAAAACGCCAUAGCAUAAAAAUAACAAAUUUUAAAUAAAAAAAAAUAAAUAAAAAAAUCAUACAAAGUGUUUCAUUAAUUUUUCUUUAAUUGAAACACUUUGUAAAAAAACACUUGUAUGACUUUGUGGCUUAUCUGAUUAAUUAAAUGUGUAAGCAACUGUGAAAAAUAAAAAAAAUAAUGUAAUGGUAAUGUAUGAUGCACGAUUAGAUGUUAGUGAAAAAAUAAUUAUGGAAGAUUUUUUUUUUUUUUUUGUAGAAGAGUGUAUUUAUUAUUUAUGGAAAUUGUAUGAAACGAAAAAAAAAUAAAUAAAAUAUAUGAGAAAGUGACAAAAAAAAAACGAAUGUGUGUUGAUAAAAUUUAUGUAGAUGCUAAGACAAGGUAGAAGAGAUGGUUGAUUU
Molecule: messenger RNA, 3703 nt
Organism: Ceutorhynchus assimilis (cabbage seed weevil)
Lineage: Eukaryota; Metazoa; Arthropoda; Insecta; Coleoptera; Curculionidae
Source: the annotation of a GenBank genome assembly